AUGAGGAUGAGCAGCAUGCCAAACCCAGGGUUCUCUGAGGGGGAAAGUCCCACCCUGUCGCAGGAAGGCACCCAGAGCUUCAGCCAGGACUUGGAGCUGGGGGUUCAUGAGCAGCUUCACGCUGGGGAAAAACCCUACAAGUGCUGGGAGUGUGGGAAGAGCUUCGGGUGGCGCACCACCCUGAUCCGCCACCAGCGGACCCACACUGGGGAGAGGCCCUACGAGUGUGGGGAAUGUGGGAAGAGGUUCAGAGCAAAGUCCCACCUGAUAAGGCACCAUCGCACCCACACCGGGGAGAGGCCCUACAAGUGUGAUGAAUGUGGGAAGACCUUCAGUGACAUCUCCAGCCUCAUCUCCCACAAGCGGAUCCACACUGGGGAGAGGCCCUACGAGUGUUCUGAGUGUUGGAAGAGGUUUAAGACCAGCUCCAAUCUUCUCCUGCAUCAGCGGAUUCACACGGACGAGAGGCCCUUCCACUGCCCUGACUGUGGGAAGGGCUUCAAGCAUAAGUCCCACCUUGUCACCCACCAGCGCAUCCACACUGGGGAGAGGCCCUAUGAGUGUUCCCAGUGUGGGAAGAGCUUCUACUGUAGCUCUAACUUGAUCCAACACCAACGGAGGCACCACUAA
Molecule: messenger RNA, 630 nt
Organism: Malurus melanocephalus (red-backed fairy wren)
Lineage: Eukaryota; Metazoa; Chordata; Aves; Passeriformes; Maluridae
Product: zinc finger protein 3-like
Exons: 1
Coding region: 1-630 (209 amino acids)
Biological process (GO): regulation of transcription by RNA polymerase II
Molecular function (GO): RNA polymerase II cis-regulatory region sequence-specific DNA binding; DNA-binding transcription factor activity, RNA polymerase II-specific
Source: RefSeq, a predicted model, not a curated record